AUGAGCGCGAGCACCGAGCAAAUCCCGGUGGCCACCUUCAUCGAUGACAUCGAUAAGUACAUGGUAAAGGAGGGCUCGGCCGAGGCGGCGCUGGAGAAGCUGCAGGCCUUCUACUCCGCCUGCAAGGCGAUCGAGCAGCGGAUGUCCCAGCGCAAGAAGCGGCUGCAGGCGAAGGUGCCCGACAUUGAGUCGACGUACAACGCUCUGCUCCAGAUGCAGCAGCGGGCCGAGCAAGGUGAGUCCCUCACAGUGCACUACGAGCUUGCGCAGUGUGUCUACGCCAAGGCCAUCGUCCCGGUACACAGGGAGAACACGGUCUGCCUCUGGCUGGGGGCCAACGUGAUGCUCGAGUAUGGGCGAGAGGAGGCGAUCGAGCUGCUCGAGCGGAACCUGGCAGAGGCCAAGAAGACGCUGCAGGAGCUGCACGAGGACCAGGCGCUGCUGCGGGACCAGAUCACGACCACCGAGGUGAACAUGGCGCGCGUCUUCAACUGGGACGUCAAGGAACGGCGCAAAGCCAAGGCGGCAGAGGCGUCCGAGGCGCAAUGACGCGCGCUCUAGAGACGGCGAGGAGCGGGAGACGGGGGGGGGGGGGCGGCGCGCUCUCUGUGGAGAGAGCUGUGUUUACUGUAUUUUUUGACCGCAUGGCCCACGCCA
This is a messenger RNA of Emiliania huxleyi CCMP1516, 657 nucleotides long. RefSeq lists its product as hypothetical. The transcript has 6 exons. The coding region runs from base 1 to 549 and encodes 182 amino acids. Gene Ontology annotation, cellular component: prefoldin complex; cytoplasm. Gene Ontology annotation, biological process: microtubule-based process; tubulin complex assembly; protein folding. NCBI's taxonomy places the organism in Eukaryota, Haptophyta, Isochrysidales, Noelaerhabdaceae. Gene Ontology annotation, molecular function: tubulin binding. The record is from RefSeq and is a predicted model, not a curated record.